Molecule: messenger RNA, 7742 nt
Organism: Frankliniella occidentalis (western flower thrips)
Lineage: Eukaryota; Metazoa; Arthropoda; Insecta; Thysanoptera; Thripidae
Gene: eag
Product: potassium voltage-gated channel protein eag
Exons: 19
Coding region: 781-4338 (1185 amino acids)
Biological process (GO): potassium ion transmembrane transport; regulation of membrane potential
Cellular component (GO): membrane
Molecular function (GO): voltage-gated potassium channel activity
Source: RefSeq, a predicted model, not a curated record
GUUGUCACACAGGUGCGUGAGCCGAGACAGUCCCCUCCGCAGCGGCACCGGAGGAGCAGCCGCGGCAGCAGCAGCCGCGGGCACGAGAUCUUGUCAUCGCGAAGGAGGGAAGCGGCUCGGUAACGACAUCAGCCAGCUCCGGACCGCCAUAAUCUUGGACACCGCUCGGCCGUAGCCAUGUCGCAGUUCUCGGACGUCUGCGCGAAGGCCAUGGGCUUUGCUGGACGUCCACGCGCGCCAUGGCCCGGGUCGCGGAGCUGGUCGCGGUGCGGGGCGCGGUGACGUCAUGGGCGUCAAGAGUGGUGGCGCCCCCUCCCGAGACCCCCGCAGAGUGCGACCCCCCUGGGGCUCACCCCGCACGCCCCCCGGCAGCCCCGCGGGCAGCACGCCCCCCCAGCGCCGCCGUCGCUGACCCGCCGCCGCUCGCCGGCCGACGCCGAGCCGUGGUGACCGCGCGGGGCAGCUGGACCCGCCGAUUGAGCCGGUGCUGCGCCCUGCCCCGCACCCCGCCGCGUACCCCACCCCGCCCGCGCCGCCUGCCCUAGGGCGAGCCUAGGGCGCAGGGCCAUGGCUGUGCCCGGGGCGGGCCCGGACGCCAACCAGGAAGACGAGGACGACGUCCACGGGGACGCCGGCGUCACGGCGGCCUCGCACCCGUCCUGCCGCUGCCCGCGCACAGAGUGGAGCGGGCCGCGGGCAGCCGCCGACCAGAGGGACAGCGACAGGCGCAGCGAGGGACCCCAGGCCUGCGCCCGAGUCCGGGAAGGGGACUGAGCCAAGAUGCCGGGCGGGCGCAGGGGGCUGGUGGCGCCCCAGAAUACAUUCCUCGAGAACAUCAUCCGGCGCUCCACCUCGCAGCCGGACAGCAGCUUCUUGCUGGCCAACGCGCAGAUCGUCGAUUUCCCCAUCGUGUACUGCAACGAAUCUUUCUGUAAAAUUUCCGGCUACAACAGGGCAGAGGUGAUGCAGAAGUCAUGUCGCUGCACCUUCAUGUACGGCGAGCUCACCGACAAAGAGACCAUCUCCAGGAUCGACAUGGUGCUGGACAACCAACUGCACGACCAGUUCGAGAUCCUGCUCUACAAGAAAAACACCCCCGUCGUAAAGCCAUUCGGACUGCCACUCACUUUGCAAACACCAUUAUGGCUGCUUCUACAAAUCGCCCCGAUCAAGAACGAGCGCGACCUGGUGGUGCUGUUCCUGCUCACCUUCAGGGACAUCACCGCACUCAAGCAGCCCAUCGAGACCGACGACAACAAAGGAGCAGGACUCAGCAAAUUCGCCAAGUUGGCUCGGUCGGUGACUCGCAGUCGGUCGGUGCUCGUGUCCCAGUUCUCCUCCCACCUCCCCAACCUCAAGGACACCACCAAGCAGUCCAACUUGGCGCAUAUGAUGAGCUUGAGUGCGGACGUGAUGCCCCAGUACCGCCAGGAGGCCCCCAAGACGCCGCCCCACAUCCUGCUGCACUACUGCGCCUUCAAGGCCAUCUGGGACUGGAUCAUCCUCUGCCUCACCUUCUACACCGCCAUCAUGGUGCCUUACAACGUGGCUUUCAAGAACAAGACGUCCGAGGACGUGUCCCUGCUGGUCGUCGACUCGAUCGUCGACGUCAUCUUCUUCAUCGACAUCGUCCUCAACUUCCACACGACGUUUGUGGGGCCGGGCGGCGAGGUGGUGUCCGACCCCAAAGUGAUCCGCAUGAACUACCUCAAGUCCUGGUUCAUCAUCGACCUGCUCUCCUGCUUGCCGUACGACGUGUUCAACGCGUUUGACCACGACGAGGACGGCAUCGGAUCGUUGUUCAGCGCGCUCAAGGUGGUGCGCCUGCUCCGGCUGGGCCGGGUGGUCCGCAAGUUGGACCGCUACCUGGAGUACGGCGCCGCCAUGCUCAUCCUCCUGCUCUGCUUCUACAUGCUCGUGGCACACUGGCUGGCGUGCAUCUGGUACUCUAUCGGCCGGUCGGACGCGGACAACGGCAUCCAGUACUCGUGGCUGUGGAAGCUGGCCAACGUGACGCAGUCGCCCUACCUCUACGCGUGGAACAACGAGACCAACAUGCCCGAGCUCACCAACGGGCCCAGCAGGAAGACCAUGUACGUCACCGCGCUCUACUUCACCAUGACGUGCAUGACGAGCGUGGGCUUCGGCAACGUGGCGGCCGAAACGGACAACGAGAAGAUCUUCACCAUCUGCAUGAUGAUCAUCGCCGCACUCCUGUACGCUACCAUCUUCGGUCACGUGACGACCAUUAUCCAGCAGAUGACGUCGGCCACGGCCAAGUACCACGACAUGCUCAACAACGUGCGCGAGUUCAUGAAGCUACACGAAGUGCCCAAGGGAUUGUCGGAAAGGGUCAUGGACUACGUGGUGUCCACAUGGGCCAUGACCAAGGGGUUGGACACGGAUAAGGUAAACCAGGUCCUCAACUACUGUCCCAAGGACAUGAAGGCCGACAUUUGCGUGCACCUCAACCGCAAGGUGUUCAACGAACACCCCGCCUUCCGCCUGGCGAGCGACGGCUGCCUGCGCGCGCUGGCCAUGCACUUCACCAUGUCGCACUCGGCGCCGGGCGACCUCCUCUACCACACGGGCGAGUCCAUCGACUCGCUCUGCUUUAUCGUCACCGGGUCGCUGGAGGUCAUCCAGGACGACGAGGUGGUCGCCAUCCUGGGCAAAGGCGACGUGUUCGGCGACUCCUUCUGGAAGGACUCCGCCGUGGGCCAGUCAGCGGCCAACGUCCGCGCGCUCACCUACUGCGACCUGCACACCAUCAAGCGCGACAAGCUACUGGAGGUGCUGGACUUCUACCAGGCCUUCGCUAACUCAUUCGCCAGGAACUUGGUGCUCACGUACAACCUUCGGCACCGGCUUAUUUUCCGCAAGGUGGCGGACGUCCGGCGGGAGAAGGAGCUGGCGGAGAGGCGAAAGAACGAGCCGCAGCUGGACCAGAACCAGGACCACCUUGUCCGCAAGAUCUUCUCCAAGUUCCGGAGGGACAGGGCCUCACACCAGCAGACAGCGCCGUCCCCCAGCCAAGAUGUGGAGAGAGGGGGUGACUCCCUCAGCGACGGCGGCGGCGGAAGCGGCGGCGAGGGAGAGAGAGUGAAGCCGGUGCUGACGAAGCAGCUAUCUAGCGUCGUAGAGAGGGACAGCUCUGAGCCGGAGAGCGGGGGCGGCUCGGCGGGAGGCGGCGACGCCGGCGGCGGCUCGUCCCUGGCGGUGGUGGCGGCCCGGCCAGCGCGGCCCGGCCCCGCGCGCGCCUCCAAGUGGGGCCGCCUGCUGGGCUCCAGCUCGUUGGACUCCGGCAGCGAGUCGGCAAGCGGCGGUGCGGGUGCGGGCGCAGUGUCUGCCUCCGGGCUGGCCGGAGCGCUGAGCGCGGCGGCGCGCUCGAGCUCCUCCGGCGGUGGUUCGGGCUCCGGGUCCAGCGGCGGCGGGCCGUCGGGGCCGUCGGCCUCCGGUUCCGGGAACAAGGUGUUCCCCAAGCUGCAGAAGGUGGCGGCGCCAAGCUCGGGGCCGGGGGCCGGGACGGGGCCGGGACCCCCCGUCGCGAUGCUGCCCGCCAUCACUCGCCAAGAGACCAUCGAGGAGAUGGUUGAACUGGAGGAGCGGGACCUGCAGCGAGGCCAGGCGGGGGCGCCGGCCCAGGCGUUGGCGCAGGGUCUGGCGCAGGGCCCCUCACCCAUCUCGGGCGUGCAGUACAAGGAGUUGAUAGGGAACAUCAUGGACUUCAAGGUAGACGUUAAACUGGAAGUGCAGCGCCUCAAUCAGAAGGUGUCGCGCAUGGAGGACAUUCUCGCGGACAUUGCCUCUAAGCUGCAGAACGUGGUGGUGGCGCACGCCCCCGCGCCGGCCCCCACGCCUGUCUCCACCCCCGCCCCUGCGCCAGACGCCCACCCCCGUGCCACAACCCCCCAGGCGCUGACGCUGAUGCUACCGGUGCCCCUUAUCGUGGAGGCCAGUGCGACCGAGGCCUCCUCCAUGCCCGGGACCCCGGGCGCAGGUCCGUCCGCUGGUCCGUCCGGUAGUGACAGUGCUCCGCUCAGCCUCACGGCACCCACGCCGGGCAGUGUGAUCCUCAAGAAGCGACGGAGUAAAUCUCGGACUAAAGCUGCGGCUCCCGCCAUCCCCGGCCCUCCUCCGGGAUCAGCCGCGGCCCCACCACCGCCUCCCCCGCCCCGGCACACGCCCACCGAGGCGCGGACUCCCGACGAGCCCGGGGCGGGGGCAGCGGGGGGCACGACGAGUGCGGGCAGCGCGAGCGCGAGCAGCACCCCGGGGACACCCCCAGACGAUGAGGGCAAGAGGCCUGGGAGCAGGAGGCCGAGGGAGUUCCUAUAGCGGCGGCAGCUGCGGCGUGUGUAGCAGGCUGUGUGUGGACGCUUUAAUUAGGGCAAACUUGAGUGAUGAGGAAAAAAAAUCUUUUUUUACGCAUUUGAACAUUUUGUACUCAUUUCCUUACAAGUGAUUCAAGUCUGUCGCUAAAAAUUGCGAAGCCUUCUGGACCAGGAGAUGUCAAACAAAAAUGAUCAUCAUCCAUUGUUUCAUACAUCCGUGCAUAAGCAAAGGUGCUCUUUUGAAAGAUAAUAUUUUUUAGGAAAUGGGACAUGAAAUAUUUUUUAGAUACAUGUCAAUUAGUCUGGUCCAAAAAUUGUUGUUGCUAGUUGUUAAUUUUCACCUUCAAGAUACUUCAAUAAAAAGGACUAGAAAGUCAAACGAGUCAUGCUUUUAUGGAGGAGUACAUACAUAGUCAUGUGUGCAGACACUCCAACAACAAUUGGUAUUAUAGCAGCUAAAAAACUCCAAGAUCAAAAAUUGUUGAAUGAAAAGGUUCAUAUCUCUCUUGGUGAGGGAGUGGAUUGUUUACAUUUAAGUUAAAAAUUCUUUAAGUUUUCUGAGGCUUGAAUGAAUUUUUCACUGUAAUAUGACAUUCAUUACUGCAUUUAUGUAAAACCCACACCUCUUGACUUGUUACAAAAAUAAUGUGGUAAUAUGAAUAUUUGAUAUAUUUUGUAAACACAGAAAUGGUUAGUGAAGUUUCCAGAAAAUUUAACUUUAAUAGUCAAAAGAGCAGGGUAUGGCUCAGGGAACAUCAAGGUAUGGAUGACAGGAAAGCAGUACUGUUUCUGACAAAUUUAAGAACUAAUCGCUCUAGACUUUCGUAAAGGAAAACAUUCGUUUCAUAAAUUGCUUUGGCAAUAAGAAUUGUUGAGAACUUCCUAGCUGCAUAGCUUUAGUUAGUAAAAAUGAUUAAAUGCACUUUGGAAUACUAAACAUCAUACAUCUUUCCUGCACAAAAUCUGUCCUUCUGUCUGUAGUUCAUCUCACAUAUCGGACCAUCCAUGCUAAUUCUUCUAUCCCUUUUCUCUGAAGUGAAGCUUGGCUUUCUGCUUUGAAACUAAUACUGUAAAUGCAGCUUUUUCAUGUGCAGACAAGAAGGCUGAUUCAGUUAUCUCAGAAGAUACUAAGUCUGUAGAACAGGGGUUAAAAUUUAAAUGAACAGCAAACUGUAGUUUUCUAUUUUUUUAACAUGUGAUUGUUUAGUUGAUUUCUAACACCACUGGUUUGGUAAGGAUAUAUUGCGCAGCAGGAUUCAAAGUUUUAUUAUACAACCAGCAUCAGUUCUUCUUCUUCUUGCUACAAUAUUACUUAUUUUCUUUGUUCUCAAAGAAUGUAUUCUGAGGUACUGGUUGCUUAUUUCUGCCAAUCAUGCUAGUUACUCAGGUUAGCCAAGGAUAAAGGGGUUUCUCCUACCUUACAUCAAAUAUCUGUCGGACAUUUAACUAAAUUUUGUAAAAAUGAAUGUUAUAAUACGAUUGCAUUAAAAGCGUCCAAAAGUUUUGGAAUGAUUGCAAACAAAAAUAGUUUCAGGACAUGGCCAAAAUAUUCCAUAUAUCAGGGACCAACUAAAUUGAAAUUUACUCAAACAGAAAUUACUUAUAAUUUUUGCCCUUACAAGUUCCUUUUGUAUUAAGGGUGAAACUCAAGCAAUAUGGCCAUUCCACUAUUGGUUUCAGGAUUUUGGCUGAUCUGAUAAAACACUAAGUAAAGAUUUAGCAUGUACCACCAAUCAUGAAAUGGUGCAUUUUCUAAUGAAAAGUAAUAAAACUGUUGAAGUGUCCUUGAAUUAUUAUUAUGACAAUUCUCAGAAAAGAAGAUUAAAUUUUGUUUUGCUGCCUUGCUUUUACAAACUUUUAUGUGAUCAGUAUUUGAAACUUUGAUGUCCACUCCAAAGAAUAGGUGGAAUUGAAAUUUUGAACAAAUAUCCUUGUUAACUUUUUGGUUCAUGUGUCAAUUGUACUUAUUGUAGUUUACAGAUUAAUAAGACCUUUGGCAAUCCAGCAAUUAAUAAAUGAGGCUCGCUCCACACAAACAAGAACAGUCAAGUGAUUCACUAAUGCUGCUUACUUCAAAUUUUGGUUUUAAACAAUUGAGAAAUAAGGCUGCUUUUUUUCAUAGGUAUGAAUGAAAUUUGAUUCUCAUAUACUUGAUAGUUGAUAUGAUCAAAGACAAUUCUUUCUAAGGAAGGGGGGGAAAGCAAAACUUGAAUAUGUGGAAACACACAAGCUCUUAAUUUAUAGGCAAAUGCACCUGAGCCACUGAGCCAGCUUUAGAUUUUGUGUUUGGUUAAACCACUGCUAAAAAGUUUUAGUCUGGCACUUUCAGGAGACAGGUAACCUCCUACUUUAUAAAAAUUUCAUAGUGAUAUAACUUGACUUGCUGUGUAAGUUUUCAGUCCAGUGCCUAGAAGAAAUACAUGCCCUUGCAAGCACCAUACACUGCAAACAAAACAAUUGACAUGAUGGUGAACAGUUAUGGUUCUUGUCACACGAGGUGAUAAUUAAGAUCUGUAGGUUUUCUUUCCCUGCCAGGGUAGAAAUACCUAGAUGUUGGUACUGAGCCUCAUUAAAGAAGAUCCUGUUAAGAAUUUUUGGUAGGGUUUACAACUGUUUGUCUACGUGGUCUAUUAGCUCAAUUCAAGUGCUCAAUGUUGCAUUCUAAGAUAAGCAAGCUACUCUUAUUCCUUGAUGUUUUUAUGAGUUGUGCAUCUUGCUGAGGUUUCUUUUGGAUUAAGUUCUAUCAUGUGAUAUGUUGUAUUCUUUUUAUUUUCUUGCUUUCAAUUUUAAAGGGUGAUAGCAUCAACAGCUAAGAAGAAACAAAAUGAUGAGAGUUCUAACAAGUCACUCCACUGACAUAAUUUUCAUUGUCUUGUCAUAUUUCUUCAUUACGGAAUUUAAAAAUAAUAAUUUAAAAAAUAUUAAAACAACAGCAUUACAACUGCCAAGACCUGCUGAUUUACGCAGAUGGAUCUGAAUAAAGGUUACAUUUGAAUUUCCUAAAAGAGCAAUAAUUUUUAAAGUUAUAGGUGAGAGGUUAGUUAUAGGUGAGAUCAAGUUCAAUAAGAAAUUUGUUAGGAAACUGGUAAUGCUCAACAGAAGAGAAAAUAAUAAUGACAGUUGUUUCCUAACCGCUGUUUUGGAGAUCAAGCAUUUCUUCAAAUUAAGUAAUUCAGAAAGCUCUUCCAAAAAUUUAAACAUAAAACUGGAAAUGCAGUAAAUUAAGAUAAAUGGCAGAGAAAACCGCCUAUUACUAAUCUUGAAAAUAACCUUCCCCCUGUAAAAACUUGCACAGAAUGAAGAUGAGCUGUUUGUUUGUUUGUUUUUGUUUUUCCGACAGGAAACAUAAUUCAACUAACAGAGUAUAAACCAUACUGUUUUUUUGAAAAUAAACAUGUGAUAAAAGCU